Messenger RNA from Nymphaea colorata (pocket water lily), 946 nucleotides. RefSeq lists its product as uncharacterized. NCBI's taxonomy places the organism in Eukaryota, Viridiplantae, Streptophyta, Magnoliopsida, Nymphaeales, Nymphaeaceae. The annotation marks the transcript as partial. The transcript is spliced from 2 exons. Gene Ontology annotation, molecular function: 2 iron, 2 sulfur cluster binding; chlorophyllide a oxygenase activity. Gene Ontology annotation, biological process: chlorophyll biosynthetic process. The record is from RefSeq and is a predicted model, not a curated record. Gene Ontology annotation, cellular component: chloroplast.
AUACUACACAGUUCGCAUGAAAGGUGACUAUGAUAUUUCCAAAAAGAAUCCUGGGAAAUCCCUUCCCCCCUAUCCCAAUGGCUGGUACAUCGCCUGCAAGUCCAAAGAACUGCUGCCCGGAACCACCAAACAGGUUGAUAUCUCAGGUCAAAACAUCACGCUCUUCAGAAGCCCCAAAGGUGAUGUCUAUGCCCUUCAUUCAUAUUGUGCCCAUAUGGGGGCGAACCUAGGCGUUGGAGGACAAGUGGAGUGGAUCAAUAAGUUCGAGAAUAGAGGCCAGACCAUCCACGAUAUCAUGUCUCACAUCCAAGAUGUCCCUGAGAAUGGAGCAGACGUCUUUCAUUUUAGGUAUAUUCAUCGGUAUCUGAUCGGAAAAUACAAAAUGCUUGAGGUUUCAUGGACUCCCAAGUGGAAAAGAGGAGACGACCCCGACCUCGCUGAGCUGUUUGAACACAAGGACAAAACUAUUCGGGAAUUCAAGCAAGAAAUAUACCAAAAGAUCAUCAAACCCAUCACCAACAAACAAUAUUACAGCUUCGCUAAUGUGGAUAACUACCUUCAUUUGCCAAUCAUUGGUCCAGUCUUUGUCUUCAAUUUGACUAUCAUACAAAUGGGUCCUGGAAUUGUCAACAUCUACCUUAAGUCCAAGUUCUUCGAGAUCCUAUUUUUGCAAUACAUUCAUACCUUAGGAAAAUUCCACCAGAGGCUUUACCACGAGAUGUUUUCUUCGAGCUGGUUGCCAUACUGGCUAUCCUCCAUCAUGCUCUACGCUGAGGGUCUCCAGGUUUACUAUGACAUGUUGGUCUGGGAUGCAAAAAAAGUCAGCUAUAAGCUGCAUUACAAGGAUAACGAAGCCGAUAGGUUUAUUAAGAGCUGGAGGGAAUGGUUUAGUCAAAAUUAUCAAGGGUGUGAUGUACAACUGGAGAAAAGCAUCAAUGAUUGGUGA